CCAGCACAGCAAAAGAGCUUGCAACUGCAAGCUUGUCUCCACCACCCAUGUCGCUCCCUCGCUCAGACUAUGACCCUCGUAGGGUGUGUUUAAACCCAUUUCCAGAUCUCAACUUGAACUUCGGAAAGCAUCGCCGGACUAUUGGCAUUUACCUCGCAGGCGCUUUGUUCGCACUUGCAAACUGGACUUUCCUUGAUGCCGCCAUCUUGUCUGCACACGCUCACGCGCCUUAUGGAGACCCCCAAAUCCCGCCUCCUGUGCAUGUACAGUUCGUUGAUUGGGUGCCGGGCAUCUGCUCGCUCCUUGGCAUGCUCAUCAUCAAUUUGAUCGACAAGGAUAGGAUUAGAGGAGAUGAUUAUGGAGACUCUACGGCUGUGUGGAGGGCACGCCUUUUCCUGUUUAUCGGAUUUGCUUUCAUGGCUGGCGGACUGGCGGGGAGCGUGGUGAGCCUCGAUGUUUUUUCGAACGCCGCCAAAUAUUCAAUGUUCCAUCUAGUCUCUUCUCGUGCUGAAAUACGUCAUGAUGGACUACCCCGAACAGUUCACAUACUACGGCUAUGCCAACGUAUCGCAGAACGUGGCUUGAUGCUGUCUUCAGUUGUGCUUUGGAUUGCACAAAGUGCGCAGACCGAAUACGAUUAUAGCCUUACGCUUUAGUCACAGAUGCAGUGUUAAUGUUUCUUGAAUUUUUCAGUGUAGCUGUGAAUAUGUAUCUUUCUUUUGCGACUUU
Suillus subalutaceus is the source of this 729-nucleotide messenger RNA. RefSeq lists its product as uncharacterized. Gene Ontology annotation, cellular component: fungal-type vacuole membrane; Vps55/Vps68 complex. The record is from RefSeq and is a predicted model, not a curated record. Gene Ontology annotation, biological process: protein targeting to vacuole; late endosome to vacuole transport via multivesicular body sorting pathway. NCBI's taxonomy places the organism in Eukaryota, Fungi, Basidiomycota, Agaricomycetes, Boletales, Suillaceae. The coding region runs from base 48 to 656 and encodes 202 amino acids. The transcript has 2 exons.